This is a messenger RNA of Chroicocephalus ridibundus (black-headed gull), 2263 nucleotides long. It is a transcript of the gene WDR4, whose product is annotated as WD repeat domain 4. Bases 1 to 1278 code for a protein of 425 amino acids. The record is from RefSeq and is a predicted model, not a curated record. Gene Ontology annotation, molecular function: protein binding. Gene Ontology annotation, cellular component: cytosol; tRNA methyltransferase complex; nucleus. Lineage: Eukaryota; Metazoa; Chordata; Aves; Charadriiformes; Laridae. Gene Ontology annotation, biological process: RNA (guanine-N7)-methylation; tRNA modification. The transcript has 11 exons.
AUGGAGGGUGGUGAUGGCGGCGGCGGCGGCGGCGGCGGGGGGCGCAGCCCCGGUCACUGUCCGGCCUUGGCGCUCCGCGGGGCCCUGAUGGCCGUCGGCGGUGGAGGCCGGCUUCUGGCGGCGCGGUACAAGGAGGCCGGUGAUGAUAGUCUCUUCACGUAUGAUUGCAUCAAUGCGGAGAAGACCUUAGGAAAUAAUGGACAGGAUGAAAACCCAAGAGAUAAAGGAAGUGAUGACAUCCUGGCUUUUGCCUUUUCCCCAUCAGGAGAUUAUUUUGCCUUGACAGAUGACAGCAAACGUCUGAUUCUGUUCCAUACAAAGCCUUCCUGGGAAUGCGUUAGCGUUAGGUCCGUGAAAAGGAGAUGCACUUCCCUGAUUAUUACAGCUGCAGAUGAUAAGAUUUUGAUUGCAGACAAGUCUGGUGAUGUCUAUUCUUACUCAAUAACAGAACCCCAAGCAGAAGGAAAACUUGAGCUGGGUCACUUAUCUUUGCUAUUGGAUGUGGCACUGAGUGCUGAUGACCAGUAUAUCCUAACUGCAGACAGAGAUGAGAAGAUCAGAGUCAGCUUGGCAAAGGCUCCUUAUUAUAUUGUGUCCUACUGUCUGGGACACAAAGAGUUUGUAAGCAAAAUACUUGUAAUACCCAACUAUCCUGAUCUGCUGUUGUCAGCUUCUGGGGACUCAACUCUGAGACUUUGGGAGUACAAAAGCGGGGAAGAAGUGUACUGCUGUCAUCUAAGUACCAUCUGUGGGCCUGAGACAACCAAAGCUGACCAGAAAUACCCUGUGUCAAGAAUAACCUACUGCUGUGAAGGUAGUUAUGUUGCCAUUCUAUGUGAUCGUAUUCCCGCAGUCUACGUCUUUCAGCUUGAUGCCAUUGCCCAGCAGCUAGUUUACAGACAGCAAAUCUCUUUGAAACAUAAAGUUUGGGACAUUGCAUUUGAGGAAACAGGAGAUCUAUGGAUUUUGGAGGAAGACAGGGAAGUUCCUCUUCAAUUGUACAGACCGUGUGAUGGACAAUGGAAGCCUGUAACUGAUGACAAAGGAUUACAGAAGAUGUCAAAGUAUCUUCAAGACAACUGGACGGUGUUUGAAGGUUUUGUUGGUGCAGAGAGACACUACAGCAGUCUCUACAAGGCCUCCUUUGAUAACAUGGCCGACUACCUACAGAGGCAAGAGGAAAGGAUAAAGCAACAGAAAAAGAAAAGGCAGGAGGAUCUGCAGCGUGGUUCGAAUGGAGAAACAAAAAAGAUGAAGACUGAAGAAUCAUCACUAUGACAUUGUUGUUAGCUUGUAACCUUCGCCUUGCUGAAAGGAACUGAUCCAACUGUGGACUGUUUUUAAAUGUAAAAUGAAUUAUGGAAGAAGACUGGUUUAAACUUCUAUUCAGAUUCAGGCUUUCAGGUAGCCUGGUAUGAAAAUAUCCUGCUUGCAGCCGAUAAUGCAUUUACAACAGGCCUAAGCUUCUAGCAGCAUACAAGUGUUAGCGGUUCAGUCCUAGGAAUCUCUAAUGCAUGAUAUAUGAAUAUUGGAGAUGGUAUUUUCCUCGAAACAGGAUUUUCUUUUUGCCUACUGUGUUCAGGCUUUCUUCUUCAGGUGGAAGUGCACAGGCUAAAGUUGACAUGACUUUUUUGUUCAUUUCUUUUGGUUCAGGUAGGGUUUUUUUAAACUUUUUAAAAAGUCUGUUAGUUAAUGUAACUAACUUAGUGUACAUGGCUAUUGGAAAGGGAAUGUAGCAAAAUUCUUGCUGUAUAUGAAAGGUUUUAGCUGAGACUUCACCAUCUCUGUUUUUACCCUUUACCUUCAGUUUAUGUGGUAGGGAUUCUGCUCAGUUUCUAAUCCAUUGCUUUUUACUUGUGGCAUAUUUCUAUAGGAAGAAGUGCAAAAAUAGAUUUUUAUACACUGGAAAGUAAAAGUAAAAUGUGUCAUUCAACUUUGUUAUUGGAAGAUUCUUCUAUUGCAAUAUGAUCCUAGUGUGUCUGUGAAAAUGGUUUGAGCGCCUUAUGUGCAGAACUUGGAGAGCAUUCUGCUUCUUUCAACAGGAACUCUUUCAUGUUGCAAUUAGCCAAGAAAUACAUCUUUUUGAAAAGUUAUCAGUAAGAGCCUUAUGGGAUCACUUUUUGCUUCAUCAUGGGGCAGAAGAAAUGCGUUUAUCUACCAGAUGGCAUCAUGUCUAUAUGGAAUAUAAUGUAAUUCAUAAAACCAGAUGUAGAAAUCUGUACAAUCCAUUAAAAGUAUUCAGAAUUAGCCCAUGAACCAUGAA